Vitis riparia (riverbank grape) is the source of this 2228-nucleotide messenger RNA. Its product is annotated as growth-regulating factor 4. The transcript has 5 exons. The record is from RefSeq and is a predicted model, not a curated record. Gene Ontology annotation, biological process: regulation of DNA-templated transcription; developmental process; DNA-templated transcription. Gene Ontology annotation, cellular component: nucleus. Lineage: Eukaryota; Viridiplantae; Streptophyta; Magnoliopsida; Vitales; Vitaceae. Gene Ontology annotation, molecular function: ATP binding. The coding region runs from base 320 to 2071 and encodes 583 amino acids.
AUUUUGUCUAGAAACAACGGUGCGAAUGUUGGAAGCAUGGAAGCAAAGCAAAGGCCGAGAAUGGCGGCAACCCAAUACUUAUAAUUGUAUAAACCCACUUCAGCCCCACACCCCAUUCUCAUCCUGAGAAAAGAUAAAAGAGAGACAAAGGCAAGGUGGUGUGGGAGAUUUUUGUGGUAAGGUGGUGGGUGUUUUUGUCUUGAAAAAUCCCAUAUAAGGAUAGGUUUUAAGGGGGUGGUGGAAAGGUGGGUUUGCCAUAUAGGGAAAGUGGGUUUAUGAGGGGGAGAAGGAGUGGCGGGUUUGGCGUUUGAGUCAAGGCAUGAGUGGUAGUGGUGGUGGGGGGUUGGGUUUGACACUGCAACAACGUGGGACUGAAUCUUUCCUUUUUCCUUGUAGUAGGAUGAUGAUGAUGGUUCGUCAUAAUCAUGACCGUGCAUUUGAGGGUGGUGGUGGUGGAGGUGGAGGUGGAGGUGGAGGUGGAGGUGGUGGUGAUGGGCAUGGACCCACCGGGAGUGGCGGAGCAGAGGAGGUGGUCAGGUGUAUGAGUGAUAUAUACGAUGUUGCUGGUGGUUCUGGUAGCGGUGGAGCAGUAGGUGUAAGGACUUCCCUGCAGCCUUUUGACAUUUCUUCUGCUACCACUACUACUCCUACUCACACCUCCUUCAAAUCCCCAGCAGGAGCAGGAGCAGGUGCAGGAGGGAUGGCGGCAUCUUUGGGCUUCCCUUUUACAAGUGCUCAGUGGAAGGAGCUUGAGAGACAAGCUAUGAUUUACAAGUACAUGAUGGCCUCUGUUCCUGUUCCUCCUGAACUCCUCAUGCCCAUUACCAGAAAUUUCUCUGAGUCUGCUGCUUCCCCCCACUCUACCUUGGGGAGGGGUUCUAUCUUCAACCUCCGUUUCUCUAAUGGCGCAGAUCCAGAGCCAGGGAGAUGCCGAAGAACAGAUGGGAAGAAAUGGCGGUGCUCGAGAGAUGUGGCACUCAAUCAGAAGUACUGUGAACGGCACAUGCACAGAGGCCGACCCCGUUCAAGAAAGCCUGUGGAAGUUCAUGCCGACGUCAACAGUAGCCACAAGAAGACCCGCCAUUGCCAUGCUCUUCCUGCAACUCCUGCAACUCUUUCUAACCCCAUGCUAACCAACACUUCUUGUUCUCAAUCGCAGUAUCUUGGAUCUGCCUUUGACCCACACCAUCAAAGCCCUGUUUUUCUCUAUAAAUCUGAUUCUAAAGCUUCUCCCUUUCCGCCUCUUGUCUCUGUUCCAUCAUUCAAGGAAACUAGGAGCUUGGAGUGGAUGGCUAAAGGAGAAGCAGCUCCCAUGGCUACAAGUGAUCAACAGUGGCAGCAGUUGAUGCAGACCAAAAUAGGAUUGACAAUAGAGAGCUCCAGCUCCAUUUGUAAUUCUAAUGCCUCAGUUUUUAACCAGCAGUACCAAGAAGAGCCCAUAAAUUUGAACUCAUAUACAGAUUUCAGUGCCGGAGCAGAUAAUCCAGGGAGGGAUUCAAUCAAUAUGUUCCUCAACCCAGGUGUUAUCUCCUUACAAAAGCCCCAGACUGAAACCCCAAGAGCUUUCAUUGAUGCCUGGUCGAGUGCUGUCACUGAAAACCCUGCAAAUACGUGCAACAAGAGCUCUGUUUCUUCCAAUGGGAAGCUCCCAUUGUCUUCCCUCACUCUCUCAAUGGGCGGUGACAAUGGAAUUGAGGACGAAAUGGGUCGUACUGAGAUGGGUUUGAGGAUAGUCGAUUCCGGAGGAGGCGGCGGUGAAAAGCCUCAGCUCUCAACCUGGCUGACCCCUGCUUCUUGGGCAGGGUUGGCACCAGGUGGGCCAUUAGCAGAAGUGCUGCGACCGAGCUCGGUUGCAGCAGCCUCAAAUCCAGCAUCUCCCCAUGGUGGCAAUGGUGAUUCUAUUAGCCUAUCUGAGACUGCAGCCUCAUCCCCAUCUGGGGUUCUCCAGAAACCAGUGGUAUCCCCAUCUGAUAGCAGUGGUAACAGCAGCCCAACACUCACUGCUUCACCAGCCAAACCAGAGAUCACUUUCCCAUGGCUGAAUCAGAGCAAGGUAGCAUCUGCUGAGUGAGUUGCCUUUUUUGUUAAUGUUUGUUGCUUUACUGGUUGGUUUGUUUGUAUAAGAUAAGAUAUUUGCUUUUAGCUGUAUUGAGCUGUGACAUGUGAACUGGUUUGAAGAAGAUAAAAAGAGUUUUUGUCUUUAAUUAUACUUCAUCCCUUUCCAUGGA